AUGCCAGCCUCCCAGCAUUCCCUCCCCACCCUCGAUAAGCUCAGGAGCGCCGUCGAUCCCCACCUUGACGCCAGAAAGAUCGCAUCAGCCUGGUUCGAAUCUUUCACCAAUGCGCUCGCAUCCGGCGACUCCGCACGUGCUGUAGGCCACCUCGUCGACGACGUCUUCUGGCGCGACACCCUCGCCCUCACCUGGAACUUCCGCACCUUCCAGAGCGCACCCGCCGUCAGCCAGUUCCUCGACGACCAGCUGCCCGUCUUUAAGCCGUCCACCUUCAUCCUCAAGAAGGACCAUCUUGAGCUCCAACAGCCCUACCCGGAUCUCGUUUGGAUCCAGGGCUUCUUUGAUUUCGAGACCACCGACGGGCUCGCAUCCGGCGUCUUCCGCCUCGUCCCGCUCCCGGACAAUGUCUGGAAGGCCCAUGUGAUCUACACGAACCUCGAGGGCCUCAAGGGCCACCCCGAGAAGAUCGGCCUGCUGCGCGACUUCGCGCCGAACCACGGCAAGUGGGCAGCAAAGCGCGCCAGGGAGAUCGACUUUCUCGACGAGGAGCCCGGCGCGGUGAUAGUUGGCGGCGGACAGAGCGGCCUUGAGGUGGCCGCGCGCCUCAAACACCUCGGGAUCAACGCUCUGGUAGUCGAGCGCAACGAGAGGAUAGGAGACAACUGGCGGAAGCGCUACUCCGCGCUGUGCCUCCAUGACCCCGUUUGGUACGACCAUAUGCCAUACCUCCCAUUCCCGCCGUCGUGGCCGGUGUAUACCCCAGCUUUGAAACUCGCCGACUGGCUGGAAUCAUAUGCACAUACCAUGGAGCUGAACGUAUGGACGUCUGCCACCGUGGAAAGCGUUAGAAAGGGGUCCAAGAAACGCUACACCGUGUCGGUAAGGCGAGUGGACGGCAGGGAACGCUCGUUCGAGGUCGACCAUGUCGUGUUUGCCCUCGGUAUCGGUGCCGGUCUCGGAAACCAUCCAACAUACCCUGGCAUGGAUGAGUUUAAAGGCCAAAUCUUGCACUCCAGCAAGCACGAUAAAGCUUCAGACCAUAUCGGAAAGAAGGUCGCUGUUGUCGGUGCAUGUACCUCUGCUCACGACAUAUGCGCGGACUACGUCGAACACGGGAUCGAUGUGACCAUGGUCCAACGCAACCCAACAUACAUCAUGUCCACCAAGGAGGGCAUGCCGCGCCUUCUCAGCAUAUUCUGGGAAAACGGCCCGCCCACGGACAUCGCCGACCGCAUCAACGCCUCGUUCCCCAACCACCUGAUGAAGCUCGUGCACAAGCGCGUGACGAAGGAGAUCGCUGAGGCAGACAAGGAUCUGCUGGACGGCCUGCACGCGCGCGGAUUCCAGACCACGCUCGGCGAGGACGACUCGGGGUUCCUGAUGCUGGCGUGGAAUCGGGCCGGCGGAUACUACCUCAAUGUCGGCGCAUCCGAACUGAUCGUCGAGGGCAAGAUCAAGCUGAAGAGCGGCCCAAAAAUCGAGAGGUUCACUUCCUCGGGCAUCCAGUUCGAGGACGGGUCGCACCUCGACACCGACGUUGCCAUUUUCGCUACCGGGUACGGCGACGCGCGCUCGGCCUACGCCAAGAUCCUGGGAGAAAAUCUCGGGAAGCUGGUCUCUCCUAUCUGGGGCCUCAACGAGGAGGGCGAGAUCAACGGGCUCGCCAACGAGGUCGGCCUGCCCGGGAUCUGGUGCAUGAUGGGCAACCUCGCGCUGUGCAGGUUCUACUCCAAGCACGUCGCUCUGCAAAUUAAAGCAUACGAAGAAGGCGUCUUCGGGCGUCGGUACGCUUAG
This is a messenger RNA of Coniophora puteana RWD-64-598 SS2, 1797 nucleotides long. RefSeq names its product FAD/NAD(P)-binding domain-containing protein. The record is from RefSeq and is a predicted model, not a curated record. Bases 1 to 1797 code for a protein of 598 amino acids. The transcript has 11 exons. Lineage: Eukaryota; Fungi; Basidiomycota; Agaricomycetes; Boletales; Coniophoraceae. Gene Ontology annotation, molecular function: N,N-dimethylaniline monooxygenase activity; flavin adenine dinucleotide binding; NADP binding.